AAAAAAAGUAAAUAAUUUUAAUAAACCAAUGUUGCAAAUGUAGGUGCAUUCCUCGAAGUCGAGUAAUCCCUGUUCAAAAUAUUUGACCGUUGGUUUUUUUUAAUUGGGCAUACAAAACCCUCAAUUAGUCAAUUUCUACUUCACAGUGUCUUUCAGAAAUCAACCAGGGGAGGAAUUGAAGGAGAAGUUAGAGUGAGAAGAAGCACAGAAGAAGCUGCAAUGGGCGGCAAUGGAGAAGAGAUUCAUACCCAGAAGGAGACGAUGGGUUCUGAGUACGAGCAUUUCCGGGAAGAAAGGAUAAAGGAAAAUCUGGAAAGGAUGAGAAAGCUGGGAAUCUUCGAUCUCUCUCUCAGAUUCAAGUCUAUCAAGCCAAACAUUUGCAGCAAAUCCCGCAAAACCCCACAGAUUCCAUCUUCUCCUCUCCCCGCUCGCCGCUCUUCCAGGCUGCAAAAUGCUACACCAGUUAGCUACUCUGAAAUACCUCUAGGAAAGAGGGAAAAAUCUUUGGAUAUUGAGGACGACUUGCUUGCUGGUUCAAAGGCUGAGGUGUAUACAGAAGAGCAUGAGAAACUGUUGGGUAGCACUGAAAUAAGUUGGACACUAUUUGUAGAUGGAUGUGGGAAGGACGGGAAGCGGAUUUAUGAUCCAGUCACGGGGAAGACAUGCCAUCAAUGCCGGCAGAAAACUCUCGGUCUUCGUACUCAUUGCAGCCACUGCAACAUGAUCCAGGGGCAGUUUUGUGGAGAUUGUUUGUUUAUGAGAUAUGGAGAGCAUGUGCUUGAAGCAAACCAGAACCCGGAUUGGCGUUGCCCAGUUUGUCGUGGAAUCUGCAACUGCAGCUUGUGCCGACAAGCAAAGGGUUGGGCUCCUACUGGUGCUCUCUACAGGAAGAUUAACAGACUGGGUUACAAGUCGGUUGCACAUUAUCUCAUUCAAACCCGCAGAGAAAAGACAGGUCCAGAUAAUCAUGUGCCUGAUGAUGGCGUACCUGCGAAGAGAUCUUUACCUUUCUCAGUUGCCGAAACUCAAGCCGAAACAAAUGAAAAUAUAGAUAAAGAAUCAAAUACUCUCAUGAACAUUACUCCCAUGAGUUCGAGUAGCAGCCAGAAAGAAGAAUGCAUCAUUGAUGACAGUGGUGAAGCCCCCCAACCUUGUGAUAGGAAUCAUGGGCCAGAAACAAGUCCUAAUUCCAAUGAGAAACCAUCCUCAGAUGGAGCUCAAAUGAUUCAAGAAACAUUAAGUCAAGCUUCUGAAGCCAAAGUCAGUGAUGAUAUAACUGAUUCAGAGAAGAUGAAUGUUUGUCCUGUUGAACCAAUCCCAGGCAGCAUUGAUGCAACUGAAGAUAAUGACAACUUUCCUUCUGAUGGAACUCUAAAUGCUCAGCAGAACUGGAGCAAUGCUUGUGAUGUUAAACCUGCUGAUACCAUUCUUGGUCAAAACACAAGUCCACCGCGGAGAAGGAAGCGACCGGCUCCUGAAUCAAUCCCGGACAGCAUUGGUCGAAGGCUAAGAGAAAGGCGAGCUAGAACCAGGUGAUGUCAAAGUCAUCAUUAGUGUCACUGUCUGUAUCCUAAAAUUCUGCAUGAAACCCGUAUUUGCAUCUCUCUCGAUGCUAAUAUGUAAUGUGAAGCCCAUCUUGGUUCUAAGGUUUUGGUUUUUUUGGAUGGUUUACACCUUUUGUGUCCAAAAGGGCUCUUCUCUUUUUUGCAUGAAACCGGAGUAACCUGUGGAAUUAUGUACUAAUUAUCGCGAGGAAUGUUCCUCAGUAGCUACUCGUUUGAUCAUGAAGAUUAGGAGGCUGAAGUAGUAAAUCUCAGUUUAGUCUGAGCAUUGUUUUUUUGCUGCAUGAGAUGGAAUCAGACUGCAGGUUUUCUUGCUAAGUGUGGGUUUG
Cuscuta campestris is the source of this 1891-nucleotide messenger RNA. Lineage: Eukaryota; Viridiplantae; Streptophyta; Magnoliopsida; Solanales; Convolvulaceae. The record is from the annotation of a GenBank genome assembly.